Exophiala spinifera is the source of this 873-nucleotide messenger RNA. RefSeq lists its product as uncharacterized. Bases 1 to 873 code for a protein of 290 amino acids. Lineage: Eukaryota; Fungi; Ascomycota; Eurotiomycetes; Chaetothyriales; Herpotrichiellaceae. The transcript is spliced from 2 exons. The record is from RefSeq and is a predicted model, not a curated record.
AUGACCGAUGAACUGUCGGUCAAGCAGAAUACUGGCAAACGUCUGAAUAAGGAAGGCAAAGAGCGUCGUGAUCGACUUCCGGUCGACAAAUAUGUCACCCUGAACGAGUUCCCAGUCACCAAGUACACUGCGGAUGACAGUGAGAUUAUCGACACAGGACUACCUAAAAGGCCUGUUUUAGACGACGCCCUCGCAAAAUCUGCGAGAGUCUUUAGGGGAGCGCCGAGUCCGUGCCCAUUUACGGGCUGGCGUGGUGGUCUUGGAGGCAGACCUCAUGAAGGCGUCUUUCUACAGGAGGAGUUGGAACAUGCUGAAGAUGACAACGGUCAAGCAGCAGGCGAACAAGAGAAUACCACCACUCCGGUUGGCAACAAUGCAGAUCGGGGAGCGGGUGGUGCCACAACGACUGCUGGCAAUGACGCAGGAUGGGGAAGGGAAAUGAAUGGAUCUAUAACCCUGCAAGCUCUGUCAACUGACCACAACUACAAAGUCGUGACCUUUUCUCCUUGCGCAUUCCCAGAAGUAGAGGGCAAACAUCUUGAUCAACAGCAUUUCACUCGUUCAGAUGGGCAUGCUGAUCAGCUUCUACGAUGGCACUUUCGACAGACAGUCUUGACAAACAUGAGAGGAGCUGGAGAGCCGGUCUUCGAUCACGACUUUUCGCCUGGUUCUGAUAUUGUUGGAGAUAUACUGGAGGGCCCAAGAGCAGGUGAAAGAAUGGAGUUUGAGCUGUUCAGUCGCCCCGGGUCUCAAGUGGAGCUGUUUCCUUCGCAUUUGGAACUUGAGGGCGGGGAAUCCGCAGACGAAGAAGAACAGCAGGGGGAGGAGCAGGAAGAAGAAGUACACGAUGAAGAGUCAUACAAAAUGGCAUGA